Messenger RNA from Oncorhynchus kisutch (coho salmon), 2137 nucleotides. It is a transcript of the gene nmnat1, whose product is annotated as nicotinamide nucleotide adenylyltransferase 1. The transcript is spliced from 5 exons. Gene Ontology annotation, biological process: NAD+ biosynthetic process. Gene Ontology annotation, molecular function: nicotinamide-nucleotide adenylyltransferase activity; nicotinate-nucleotide adenylyltransferase activity. The record is from RefSeq and is a predicted model, not a curated record. Gene Ontology annotation, cellular component: nucleus. Lineage: Eukaryota; Metazoa; Chordata; Actinopteri; Salmoniformes; Salmonidae. The coding region runs from base 493 to 1320 and encodes 275 amino acids.
AGAAAGUGCAUUACAUUUUAAAGAGUCAUUUUAGUGUUAGGUUCCUUGUAUCUUGGGAAAAUCAAGCGAAUGUUUUCAGGGAUCUGGGAAGAUUGAGGGAUUGACACGUUUGUGGUUGAACUGUGUAAGGAGGCGACUAGAAACGAAUGAGACCGGUUGUUUGAUCACAAGUGAGAGUUGUUUGAUAUCGUUGAGUCUUGUUUCGCUAUUGCAGAAAUGUGGUAAGAGGUUCAUGGGAAAUGGCGGCGAGUAGUGCAGAUGAAAUGGAGGAAAAGUUGGUGAAGCAGCAGCAGCUGUGCUGGAAUGCGAACAAUAUGGGUGUCAAGUAGAGAUGGUAUGGAACGGGAAGAUGAGGGUCAAGGGCCGGAAUGUUCGGUAGUGAAAAGACAGGAAGAAGAGAUCAUGAUACAGAAAGUAGUGGAUCGUCUUGUAAAGAAUGCUUAAAGAGGGCCAAGCCUAGACUGUCCUUAUAGCUCCUAUGUACUGUAAUCAAUGGAGCCUCAAGAUCUAACCAAAGUGGUUCUGCUGGCUUGUGGGUCUUUCAACCCCAUAACCAAUAUGCACCUGCGUAUGUUUGAAUUGGCACGGGAUUACCUGGAAGAUACAGGACAGUACAUAGUUGUGAGGGGCAUCAUCUCUGCAGUGGGUGACGGCUAUAAGAAGAAGGGUCUGAUUGAGGCCUGUCACCGUGUAGAUAUGGCCAGGCUGGCCACAGACACCUCUGACUGGAUCAAGGUAGAUGCAUGGGAGAGCCAGCAGCCUGAAUGGGUGGAGACAGCUAAAGUGAUGCGGCAUCAUUAUAAAGAACUGAUGACAGCGGAACAGAACAAUGACUAUGUGGACACUGCAAAGAAGAGGAGGAUUGAGGCGACAAAGCACGCUUUUGAGGAUCCAUCCUCGUAUCACACAAGGAGAGACAACGGCCCUCAGCUGAAACUCCUGUGCGGCGCGGACGUCCUGGAGUCCUUCGGCGUUCCCAACCUGUGGAAGCACGAGGACAUUGCCGAGAUCGUGGGCCGCUAUGGCCUGGUGUGCAUCACCCGCAACGGCUGUGACGCCCACAAGUUCAUCCACCAAUCGGAGGUGCUGUGGAAGCACCGCAAGAAUAUCCACGUGGUCCGUGAGUGGGUAACCAAUGAGAUCUCGGCCACGCACGUGCGUCGGGCCCUGGGCCGGGGCCAGACCGUCCGCUACUUACUACCAGACCCGGUGGUGAGCUACAUCCGGGAGCACGGCCUGUACAGUGCCGAGAGUGAGCAGAAGAACGCUGACGUCGUCCUUGCCCCGCUUCAGAGACACACUGGCCCCUCCUCCAGCUGAGGUGGCCAGCCAUGUUGCCUGCUGCCAACUUGAAUGCCUUGAGACCAUUGAAGGCCGAUGGGAGGAGCUAUAGGAUUACUGGCUCAUUGGAAUGGAAUAGAUAGAAGGGCAUUAAACGUGGUUUCCGUAUGUUUGAUACCUUUACAAUUUAUUUUCUAGCCAUUACAAUUAGCCCGUCUUCCUACAGCUCCUCCAACCGGCCUCCUCUACUUGAGACUGUGUUGUAGAAGCAUUUAUCUUUUACUGGUUUGAGAAGAUUUGUGAAUAAAUGCACAGAUGUUUUUGUAUAUUUUUGUAACAGUUGAAGUAGACUGCUCACCAGUGCUAGAAUGAGUUUGUACCAGAAUAGCCUCUUGUGUGGCAUCUCCUCAGAGAAUGGGUGAAUCUGCUAAAGUUGAAAUGAAGAACUGUGUUUUGUAGAAAAGUAUAAGCACCCAAGUAGUGGCAAUCCCAAGCGCCAGAAUGUAAACCCUUGAUCUGUCACUAACACUCAAUCUGGUCCUUUAUCACUUUAUCUAUAUAAUAGCACAGAUCGACACCCAUGAUUAUUUGUGUACAAAUGAGAAUUCCUUGAUUUACAAUGAGCCUGAUGUAUAACUACAGAAAUGUUUCAUUUCGCAAUGCAGUGAUUAACAAGCUCGUCCACCCUUGAGUACAUUUUGUGUUUUUUUUAAAUGCUGGGGCUUUAGUGUGUGUGUGUGUGUGUGUGUGUGUGUUUUGACUAAUUCCCUCAGGCAAAGGCAGUUGGUAUAUAUGGAAGCCGUUUAGAUAUAGUAGUAUAGUAUUGAGAAAAAUAAAACGUUGUCUUUGUUUUGCA